Botrytis porri is the source of this 594-nucleotide messenger RNA. RefSeq lists its product as uncharacterized. The transcript is spliced from 3 exons. The record is from RefSeq and is a predicted model, not a curated record. NCBI's taxonomy places the organism in Eukaryota, Fungi, Ascomycota, Leotiomycetes, Helotiales, Sclerotiniaceae. The coding region runs from base 1 to 594 and encodes 197 amino acids.
AUGGAAGCUCUAAACAGAACUACGAAGGUUGUUGAAAUAGAAUUACCUAUAUCUAGAUUCGGCCAAUACUUAACGGCCCCGAACUUGGCUGGUGGUCUUGUUAUUACCUUUCUUGUGCCAUUCAUAUAUCAGAUUGUUUAUUACAAAUAUUUCCAUCCUCUCAAAGAUUUUGAUGUUAUAGCAAACAUUCUCCGAAUAUCACCAACUGAACUUUUAAUCCCAUCAGUCUUUUCCCUUCCUCAAAUUUAUUAUUAUCAAGCUAUCAAGACAAAAUGGUACGUUACUGGUGUAUUUGGUCCAGGAGAAUCAGUCUUUAAUAUACAGCAACAUUCACACCAUGCCCAUUUCCGUCGACUAAUCGCUAAACUAUACUCGAUAUCUAAGAUGGUCAAGAAUAAAUCUUUUAUUGAUGAUAUUAUUAUUGCUUGGAUCAGAAAAUUGAAUGACAUCUUGGUCGGAUUCAAAGAAGCCUUUGGCUUUGUGGAUAUUGCUAUUGAUGUUGAUGAUUUGAUUGAAGAAUUAUAUAAAGAAUUCUUUUACUUUAGCAUUAUUAACAGAAUGUAUCCUUUCGUUGAGUUCAUUAAGAAGACUUGA